Molecule: messenger RNA, 1383 nt
Organism: Alternaria rosae
Lineage: Eukaryota; Fungi; Ascomycota; Dothideomycetes; Pleosporales; Pleosporaceae
Product: MRG-domain-containing protein
Exons: 4
Coding region: 306-1274 (322 amino acids)
Biological process (GO): regulation of DNA-templated transcription; chromatin organization
Cellular component (GO): Rpd3S complex; nucleus; NuA4 histone acetyltransferase complex
Source: RefSeq, a predicted model, not a curated record
UGAAGGAGGGCCAUAGGAAAGCGCGACGACGCGUUGUGGCCCGUGCCCAGAAAACUCCCGUGAGACGUGCCUGGACGACUCCAAGCAAACGUCGACUGAACCGUCUUUCACCGAGCUUGUCGACUAUAUCCGGUUAUCAGGCGACGCUCACUCCAGUCUCGCGGCGCAGAGAAUCUCACUUGUUGUAUAACUCCAGGGCUGUCACGAAGACGCGCUACGUGGACGUGCAAUCUCUCGCACCCUUACCGCUUCCUUCCUGACUACCAAACCCAUCAACAUCAAUUUCAUCACAUUCCAUCGCAAUCAUGGCGCCCGCAGCUGCGCCAGAACCUGCCUUCAAGAAAGAUGAGAAGGUCUUUUGUUUUCACCAUGAGUUGCUAUACGAGGCCAAAGUGCUCGAAGUUAGGCCUGUAGAAGAAGACAAGAAGAACGGCUUCGAAUACAGGGUACACUACAAGGGCUGGAAGAACACCUGGGACGACUGGGUUCCUGAGGAUCGGCUUCGCAAGCUGUCUCCCGAGAACCGGGAGUUGGCCAAUAACCUCAGGCACGAGAUGCUGGCUGCCCAGCGUGCCGCAAGAGCCCAGCCUGCACCUGCGAAAAAGAAGGCACAAGGUUCGGCGCGCGGUAGCGAGGAGCGCCAAACCUCCGUCACUGCUGCCCCACGUGGUCAGAAGAGGGUGCGUGACAAUGACUUAGAGAAGGAAGAAGCAUUCCAGAACAAGCUGGCUGUCAGGAUCUACAUGCCAGAUAGGCUAAAGAGCCUCCUAGUCGAUGACUGGGAGAACAUCACCAAGAACCUGCAGCUGGUCCAGCUGCCUUCAGCUUAUCCUGCAGGCGUCAUACUGGAUGAGUACAUGAAGCAUGUCAAAGACAACAGCAACCGCACCAGCAUCGAGCAAGACAUUCUCGAGGAAGUCAUAGCUGGAUUGAAGGAGUACUUCAAUAAGAGCGUCGGACGUCUUCUCUUGUAUCGUUUUGAGCGCGAGCAAUUCUACGACAUCUGGACGCGCAUCAACUCGCCGACCGAUGACCUUGCGGCAAAACCGCUGGCUGACAUCUAUGGCGGCGAGCAUCUUCUGCGUCUUCUGGUCACCAUGCCCGAACUCAUCGCGCAAACCAACAUGGACCACCAGGCUGUCACGCGCUUGCGCGAGGAGCUUAGCCAGAUGACGACAUGGCUCUCCAAAGAAGCGCAGAUCAACACAUUCUUUGUGCCUACCUAUGAGAGCCCCGGACAGGCCUACAUCGACAAGGUCAAGUCCAGCACCUAGAAAAGCGGUGACUCCAACAUUUGAUAGAACGGCCGUUUCGCUUUGACAUUUGUGUAUCAUCACUUCUGCAUGGCUGGUGGGUUAGGGCAUUGUCUAAUGGCGCAUAGGC